CGCUCUUUUUUUCUUCUUCCGUUUUUACCUUUCCUGUAUUUCUCAUUCACUCCGUCCCUCUCUCUCUCUCUCUCUCUCUCUCUCUCUCUCUGAGAUCUCACCGGCGACGGCGGCCACCGGCGUCAUUCUCGGUCUCUCUCUCUUACUCUGUUCUCUCUCACUAAACACACUCGGGGUUAUCUCUGUCUCUAUCAACAUUACCCCAUUCUCUCUCAAUGACUACAAGUACUACUCACCAUUCUCUCUCUUCCCAACUCUGAAACUUGCUUGUUAUAUUUCCUGUCUCUUCUCAGAGACUCUUCUAAACCAUUUAUUUCUCUCAUUUUGCUUCUAUUUUCAUUUCAUUUCCAUUCUAAAACCAAAUAAAACUACACCAAACAAGAAAGAAAAAAAACUCCAUUUUCCUUUCGUUUCCUCAGAUCUAUAAUCACCAUUUUUCUCUAUAGCCCAGAUCUUUAUUUAUCACAAGUUACAAACUUUAUUCCUAUUGGUCAUGAGUAAAGAAGAAUUUUUGAAGAUACAGAAAUCUGUUCUAAAAGUGAACAUACACUGUGAUGGAUGUAAACAUAAAGUAAAGAAAAUCUUACAGAAAAUUGAUGGAGUAUUUACAACUGAGAUAGAUGCAGAACAAGGGAAGGUCACAGUUUCAGGGAAUGUGGACCCAAAUGUUCUCAUCAAGAAGCUUGCAAAAUCUGGGAAACAUGCUCAGUUAUGGAGUGUUCCCAAACCAAACAACAACAACAAUAAUAAUCAGAACAACCUUGUUAAUCAGUUAAAGAACAUGCAAAUUGAUAAUGGCAAAGGUGGUGGAAAUAACAACAACAAGGGUCAGAAUCAAAACCAGAAGGGUAGUGGAAACAAUAACCAGCCCAAAGGUGGUCAACAAAUACAACUACAAGGACUAAAUCCUCAGCAGCAGCAGCAACUUCAGCUUCAACAACAGUUACAACAACUUCAACAGAUGAAAGGGUUUCAAGAUCUAGCACAAUUUAAAGGCAUGAAGAUGCCGCCGAAUCAGAAUGCUAAAGGUGUUAAAUUUGAUGUGCCUGAAGAUGAGGAUGAUUUUAGUGAUGAUGAAAUGGAUGAUUUUGAUGACGACGAAGAUGAUGAUGAAGAUUUUGAUGAUGAGUUUGAUGAUGAAAUGGUUGGGUUGCCACCUAAUAAGAUGAAACCCCCUUCUAUGCCUAUGGGGAAUGGUGCUCACAUGAUGUUGAAUGGUAAUCAUCCACAGCUUUUGACUGCUAUGAAGGGUGGCAAUUUUAACGGCGGCGGUGGUGGCGGAAACGGGCAGAAACCUGGUGGUGGAGGACCUGUUCCGGUUCAAAUUCAUGGCAUGAAUGGUGGAAAUGGCAAUGGAGGAAAGAAAAGUGGCGGUGGUGGACCUGUGCCGGUUCAAAUGAAUGGCGGAAAUGGCAAUGGAGGAAAGAAAGGUGGCGGUGGUGGUGGAGGAAAUAAUCAGAAUCAUGGUGGAGGUAACAAAAUAGUGGUGGUUUGCAGGAGGCUAAAAAUGGUGGUGGUGGAGGAAACAAGAAUGGAGGGAAUCAUAAUAGUAAUAAUCAAAAUAACAAUGGGGGUAAAAAGGGUAUGUCGAUACCAGUUGCUGGUGGUGGUGGUAAUGUUCAAGCUAUGAACAAUGGAUUUCAAAAAAUGAUGGGUGGCGGAGGUGGUCAUCCUCACCCUGCUAUGGAUGGUGGAGGUAAUAAUGUGGGACCAAUGAGUAUGCCAAUGAACCAAAUGGGUGGUAACAUUCCUGCUGUUCAAGGUCUACCGGCUGGCGGAGGAUACUUUCAAGGUGGUGGUGGUCCAGGCGCGGAAAUGAUGUCGGGCAAUCCUUAUCAACAACAACAACAGCAACAUCAGCAGCAACAACAACAGCAACAAUUAAUGGCUGCUGCAAUGAUGAAUCAACAACGUGCUGCAAUGGUGGAAAAUGAUCAAAGAUUUCAGCAGCCAAUGAUGUACGCAAGGCCACCUCCUGCGGUGAAUUACAUAUAUCCUCCUUACCCUUAUCCUCCUCCAGAUCCUUACUCACAUGCUUUCAGUGAUGAGAACACUUCCAGUUGCAAUAUUAUGUGAUGUGAUUAAUCUAAACCAACAAUGGUCAUGGCGAUGGUGAUUGUUUAACUAUAGUAUCUACCCCUACCCUCUUUAAUUUUAUGCAAUAUAUUAUACCCAAUGAAACAUGAGUUUUUUAGUUCUGUUUUCAAUUUUCUUUGAUUUUGAUCCCCUUUUCAUCAAUAGGGGGGUUUCUAAUUACCAUAGAGGAGUAGUUUAUAGAAAUAUAAUUAUGAUAUUUACCAA
Medicago truncatula (barrel medic) is the source of this 2301-nucleotide messenger RNA. Its product is annotated as heavy metal-associated isoprenylated plant protein 32. Gene Ontology annotation, molecular function: metal ion binding. NCBI's taxonomy places the organism in Eukaryota, Viridiplantae, Streptophyta, Magnoliopsida, Fabales, Fabaceae. The coding region runs from base 494 to 1630 and encodes 378 amino acids. The transcript is spliced from 3 exons. The record is from RefSeq and is a predicted model, not a curated record.